CCAGGAGUUUGAGACCAGCUUGGACAGCAUGGUGAAACCUCGUUUGAUAUGGUUUCGCUGUGUCCCCACCUAAAUCUCAUCUUGAAUGGUAACUCCCGCAAUUCCCAUGUGUUGUGAGAGGAAUCAGUGGGAGGUGAGUGAAUUAUUUGGCAGCAGGGAGAGGGGGGGUCUUUCCUGUACUGUCUUCCUGGUAGUAAAUGAGUCUCACAAGAUCUGAUGGUUUUUAAAAUGAGAGUUUCACUACACAAGCUUCUUUUUGCCUGCUGCCAUCCAUGUAAGACAUGACUUACUCCUCCUUGCCUUCCACCAUGAUUGUGAGGCCUCUCCAGCCACUUAGAACUGUGAGUCCGCUUUUCCUAAAUUCCCCAGAUCCUAGAAAUCCAGCCCUUCUGCCCUCCGGAGGCGCCUUUCCCAAGGGCACAAAGGAACAGCCUCGAAAGGGGGUCCUUCCCCGGCUGAGAACCAGGAAUCUUCCCCCAGCCCGCGCGCGUGACUGGCCGGUGCGCCGCGGCCUGCGAUGCGACAUCUGGGCUUAGAACCGAGGGUGGACUCACCGCGCCUAACGAAUGUUCAGCUCCAACUAUUUGCUUCUGGAUGGAACGACGGAAUAUCACUCUGCGCCCAGGCUGGAGUGCAGUGGUGCAAUCUCGCCUCACUGCAACCUCCACUUCCUGGGAUCAAGUGAUUCUACUGCCUCAGCCUCCCAGGUAACUGGGAUUACAGAAUGGAGAUCUCCUCUCAUCAGUCUCACCUUCUGCAGCAACUGAACGAGCAGCGCAGGCAAGAUGUAUUUUGUGACUGCAGUAUUCUAGUUGAAGGGAAGGUCUUCAAAGCACAUCGAAAUGUAUUAUUUGCUAGUAGUGGCUACUUUAAAAUGCUUCUUUCUCAGAAUUCAAAGGAGACAAGUCAGCCAACCACAGCUACAUUUCAGGCUUUCUCCCCUGACACCUUUACAGUUAUCCUGGACUUUGUAUAUUCUGGUAAACUGUCUCUUACUGGUCAGAAUGUCAUAGAAGUGAUGUCAGCUGCUAGCUUCCUGCAGAUGACUGAUGUCAUAAGUGUAUGUAAGACUUUUAUUAAAUCUUCCUUAGACAUUAGUGAGAAAGAGAAAGAUCGCUAUUUCAGUCUCUCAGAUAAAGACGCCAAUUCUAAUGGUGUAGAACGCUCCUCAUUUUAUAGUGGUAGCUGGCAAGAAGGAAGCAGUUCUCCACAUUCUCACCUAAGCCCAGAGCAAGGAACUGGUAUAAUAAGUGGAAAAUCCUGGAGUAAGUAUAAUUAUCAUCCAACUUCCCAGAGGAAUACUCAACAACCCUUGGCCAAGCAUGAACCAAGGAAAGAGUCCAUUAAAAAGACCAAACAUUUGAGAUUGUCACAGCCUUCUGAAGUUACUCAUUAUAAGUCAAGCAAACGAGAAGCACGAACAUCCGAUUCUUCCAGCCAUGUUUCCCAGUCUGAAGAACAAGCACCAAUUGAUGCUGAAAUGGACUCUACUGCUGUUGGCUAUCAGUACAGUCAAGGAUCUGAUAUCACAUCCAAAAGUUUUCCAGGUGAUCUGCCCCGGAUGCGAUUCAAGUGCCCAUACUGCACACACGUGGUAAAGCGGAAGGCAGACCUAAAGCGCCACCUUCGUUGUCAUACGGGAGAAAGGCCCUAUCCAUGUCAAGCUUGCGGAAAAAGAUUUAGCAGGCUAGACCAUCUAAGUAGCCAUUUUCUAACAAUUCACCAGGCAUGUAAACUCAUCUGCAGAAAAUGUAAACGUCAUGUGACAGAUCUAACAGGGCAAGUGGUACAGAGGGGAACCAGGCACUACAGACUGUGUAAUGAGUGUCUUGCAGAAUUUGGCAUUGACAGCCUCCCCAUUGACUUGGAAGCUGAACAACAUCUUAUGUCCCCAUCAGAUGGAGAUAAGGAUUCCAGAUGGCACUUGAGUGAAGAUGAGAAUAGAUCCUAUGUGGAGAUUGUAGAAGAUGGGUCUGCUGAUCUGGUCAUCCAACAGGUUGAUGAUAGUGAAGAAGAAGACGAAAAAGAAAUUAAGCCCAACAUUAGGUAGCUGUAAUGUGAACCAGCAGAGCUGGCAUGUCUGCAAUUUACAUUGACUUCCUCUCUCUUUCUAUGGUCAGAAUCUAGUUAACAAAUUUAUCAAACUGACUUUAAAGAAAUGACCUGAUAUAACUUGCAUGCUUUCUGAACAGGCCAUUGUAUCCAUUCUGAACUUUGUUGCCCUAAAAUGUAUUGCUGCACUGGAAAGAAAGAACUAGCUUGAGUUGGCAUGAUGGAUGAACAAUUAUCCUCUUACUUUCAUUACAGUCCUCUUACUUUAUUACAGAGAUACUUUUUCUUUUAAUAUUGGAAGAUCUACUUAGCACAUUUUUUCAAAGAAAUACUUUAAAUAAAUUCACCAC
Molecule: messenger RNA, 2402 nt
Organism: Callithrix jacchus (white-tufted-ear marmoset)
Lineage: Eukaryota; Metazoa; Chordata; Mammalia; Primates; Cebidae
Product: zinc finger and BTB domain-containing protein 8A
Biological process (GO): regulation of transcription by RNA polymerase II
Molecular function (GO): DNA-binding transcription factor activity, RNA polymerase II-specific; RNA polymerase II cis-regulatory region sequence-specific DNA binding; protein binding
Source: RefSeq, a predicted model, not a curated record